This is a messenger RNA of Serpula lacrymans var. lacrymans S7.9, 561 nucleotides long. RefSeq lists its product as uncharacterized. The annotation marks the transcript as partial. The record is from RefSeq and is a predicted model, not a curated record. NCBI's taxonomy places the organism in Eukaryota, Fungi, Basidiomycota, Agaricomycetes, Boletales, Serpulaceae. The transcript is spliced from 4 exons.
AUUCCAAGGCUAAUGGAUCCAUGGCACGUGUAGACUGGCGCAUCAGCACAGGUCAUUUAGAAGUCCUCCGUGAUAUGGUACUGGAGGCUGUCAGCGAUCACGAUAAUAAGGUUGCUGCCAAAAUAACCACUCAGGAUUGCCUAACAGCCUACAUUGUCAACGUCUUGAACCGAUGUUUGGGCUCAUCGAUACACAUGAUCACAAAUGCAGCAAGCUACCGGCAUAGUGACGCCCCUUUUGUUCACCCUGACGUCGCCGGAAAUCUGAUAUACAUUGUCAGAUCAGAAGUUAUGCCACCUUACUCAAAAGGUGUGGGCACCAUUGCCACAGUGAUAAGGAAAUCGAUUAUCGAAUGGAGACAAGCAGUAUUUAUCAGUAAUUGGAUGAGUGCCGCAAGUUAUCUCAUGCACGCUGCAGCGCUAGAGGGAAAGCAGCAUUUUUUCCUCCCUCAGCCUGAUGUACUAGCGGUUAACUCGAAUCUUUCGCUGGAUUGGCGUGUCGUGAAUUUCGGCUUUCCAGAGCCUUCGCAGUUCUUCACAUCUGGAGUCUCAAAAUUCUAUU